AUGGUGGAAGGAGGCCCUCUGGCAAGGACGAGGAGAUAUACUUCACAACUCCCAUCUCUCAGCGUCAUUCUCAUAUUCACGGAUGAAGCUCUGUCUGUUAUACAAAGAGCCAUCACCAGCAUCGUCAACUGGACACUCUCUCAAUUGUUGAAGGAGAUCAUCUUAGUGGACGAUUUUAGCUCAAAUGGAGAAUUAAAGGCAUACUUGGAUGAGAAGAUUAAACUUUACAACCAGAAGUCUCCGGCACUACUGAAAACCAUACGGCAUACCGAGAGAAGAGGUCUUGCUGCUGCUCGCAACACCGGCAGGGAGGUGGCCAUGGCUGACGUGGUUGCCAUCUUGGAUGCUCAUGUUGAAGUGAACGUUGGGUGGGCAGAGCCCGUCCCGGCGCAGGUUCGGGAAGACCGCCCCGUGGUUGUGUCUCCUGUGUCUGACAACAUUCUUUUCGGCACCUUUAAACUGGAUAAGUGUGCAUUAGCAGUUGACGGGUUUACUUGGGAGCGAUGGUGCCACUAUGAUUCACUGCCAAAGGCCUGGAUUGAUCUGCGUGACGUCGGCGCUCCUGUGAAGAGUCCUUCCAUCAUGGGCAUCCUGGCUGCCAACAGGCUCUUCUUGGGAGAGAUUGGAUCUCUGGACGGUGGGAUGCUGACCUAUGGAGGGGAGGACGGGGAACUUAGACUGAGGGUGUGGCAAUGCAGUGGGAGAGUCAAGGUCUUGCCCUGCUCCCGGGUUGCCCACCUGGAGAGACACCACAAGCCCUACUCCUUGGACCUGAGUAUUCUGAAGCACAAUGCCCUGAGAGUGGCUGAAAUCUGGAUGGGUGGGUACGAAGGCAUGGUCUACCUGGCCUGGAACAUGCCUCUCCAGAAGUCUGGAAUCGAUUUUGGAGACAUUUCUUCCAGAAUGGCACUCCAGAAGAAACUGAAAUGCAAAACUUUUGACUGGUAUCUGAAAGAUGUUUAUCCAGUCCUGAAGCCAACCCACAGCACUGAGGACUACGGAAGAAUGAAAAACCCACUAGACGGAAGUGUCUGCCUGGACCAGGGAGCUAUUCCAGGCAAGCCGAUCAUGUAGUACUGCCGUCAGUACGGUUCCCAGAGUGUCUACUACCACCUAACUGGGGAAGUCUAUGUGGGACCACUGAUUGCUGAGACAGACAUUGAUGACUGCUGUCUGACAGACCCUGGCAAAGGGGAGAAACCUACUUUAGAGCCAUGUUCCAAGGCAGUCAUAAAUAGACUGCACAUACCCUGGGAUUUUAAACCGUUGAGAAGGGAAGAGGCUGGCACAGAGGUCCAAUCCAGGAGACCUACACCUCCACUUCUGAUAGUGGCUGGACAAAGAGGGUCCAGACCCUCAACUCCUCCAGAAGACGAGACCCCCUCCGGUCCCCGCUGCCACCUGCCCAGCUCCACUGGGGCUCCCCGCUGCUGCCUCCAGUUCAGCCUGGCUGCCGGGACCAAGAAUGGGCCCAACAGCCAGCAGCCAGGGAGCGCCUCCUUGGAGACUCGGCCGCAGUUGAAGUACCGGAGCUGCUGGCUGCCUUCUCUCGCGCUGCAGGCGCCAAGGCGCAGCGCCUCUAAGGGGCGCAGCCGGAGCCGCACUCCGAGGGCACCGCGCACGCCCCCGGCUCCUGCUGCCCUGCGCCUCUGUGCGGACCCCGGUCCCCGAGAAGCUGCCAGCCUUGCAGGGGGCCUUGCGAAGGCCCUAGGCCGGAAAAAGAGGCUUCGGGGAGAGGGACAGCCCAGCCCCAGGUCCGCAUCUCUCCGGGGCCGGCGGGGACCAGCUGGGUCUGCCCUGCAGAGCCCCCUGCGGGAGCGGCCGGACGGCGCGCGGAGCGGCGGGUUCUGGUGGGACUCUGCACAAACAGCAGCGCAUCAGAGCACUCGUGCCAGGAACAGCACCGCCUGCAUUGCGUCGGACCUGACCAUUUCCGAUCCUCCGGAACUCCCCGCACCCGAGAGCGAGAGCGAGAGCAAGAGCGAGAGCGAGAGCGGCGUCUCCGGGCUGCCGGCCACGGGCGAGAAUGGGGGUCGGGAACGGACGUUUCCGCCGCGGCUGCCCAGUAAAGCGAGAGACCAGCUGAAGGAGAGCGGGACGAGGUGCGAGGGCGGCGCGUUGGCCCCGGCGCCCCCCGGACGCUGCGGCGGCCGCGGCUCGCGCCCGGGUACCGCAAAGGCGACCUGCCGCAUUCCCGCUCGGGCUCUCCGCCGACUCAGCACCGCCCCCGCGCCGAGCCGGCCGGCCAGGUAG
Molecule: messenger RNA, 2253 nt
Organism: Kogia breviceps (pygmy sperm whale)
Lineage: Eukaryota; Metazoa; Chordata; Mammalia; Artiodactyla; Physeteridae
Gene: GALNT8
Product: polypeptide N-acetylgalactosaminyltransferase 8
Biological process (GO): protein O-linked glycosylation
Cellular component (GO): Golgi apparatus
Molecular function (GO): polypeptide N-acetylgalactosaminyltransferase activity
Source: RefSeq, a predicted model, not a curated record